UUACAAGAUAAAAUGGAUUAAAACCUGGAUGGUGUGUAAAAAUGAAAGUGGUCUUAUUGAGGGGAUACUCCGUAAUAUUUUUUCGAGCUACUCGACUAAUUUGUGGCAAGGCGUCUCCUCUCUGUCCGUCCGACUUUACGCGAAUCUCUAUCAGGCUCAUAUAGUUUGAUUGCGUGAUUGAAAAGUGAUGGUGUCCGCCGGCGGAGCUGCAGGAGGAGGAGCGGCAGCAGCUGGGCCAGGAGUUGAGUGGCACAUAAGGCCGCAAUCUCAUAAGAAUCCCGUUGUCUUCUUCGACAUAACCAUCGGAAGCAUCCCUGCUGGUCGAAUCAAGAUGGAGCUCUUCGCGGACAUUGCUCCCAAAACGGCUGAAAACUUCAGGCAGUUCUGCACAGGCGAGCUCAGGAAAAAUGGAAUUCCACAAGGUUACAAAAAUUCUCAAUUUCAUAGGGUGAUCAAGGAUUUUAUGAUUCAAGGUGGUGAUUAUCUGAAGAACGAUGGAAGUGGAUGUUUAUCGAUAUAUGGUAGUAAGUUUGAUGAUGAAAACUUCAUUGCAAAACACACUGGUCCGGGCUUAUUAUCUAUGGCAAACAGUGGGCCGAAUUCAAAUGGGUGUCAGUUCUUCAUCACUUGUGCAAAAUGUGAUUGGCUUGAUAACAAACACGUUGUCUUUGGGCGAGUACUUGGAGAUGGUCUUCUAGUGGUGAGAAAGAUUGAGAAUGUGGGUACAGGACCCAAUAACAGACCAAAACUGGCUUGCGUUAUUGCUGAAUGUGGGGAGAUGUAACACGCCAGCCUUUUCUCAUUCGCAUAUCCAUACCACCGGUUUAUUACUUGUGGCAACUCCUUGUUAGCAUCACUUUAGGUUAUUACAAGAACUAGACUAGUAGAGAUGAGAUGGAAAAAAAUAGCGCGAAAAAUGGUUGAUGUUCCGACAUGGUUAUGCUAUUAUGUUCACUGCCUCAGAUGGCAUUGCUAUGAAAGGCAACCGGUUUCACUUUAGAGACUUUGGGGUUAUAAUGAACUGUUUUUGCAGUCAUGGAAUGGAAUGUUUUACUGAUAGGUAGUGAUUUGCAAUCUUACACACUUCAUUUUUAUUUUUACAAAUGAAGAAUAGCAAAAAAAACCAUAUUUGGAGGCAACAGAAUGGAAAU
Cuscuta campestris is the source of this 1151-nucleotide messenger RNA. The record is from the annotation of a GenBank genome assembly. NCBI's taxonomy places the organism in Eukaryota, Viridiplantae, Streptophyta, Magnoliopsida, Solanales, Convolvulaceae.